Molecule: messenger RNA, 7052 nt
Organism: Colius striatus (speckled mousebird)
Lineage: Eukaryota; Metazoa; Chordata; Aves; Coliiformes; Coliidae
Gene: IFTAP
Product: intraflagellar transport associated protein
Exons: 8
Coding region: 158-826 (222 amino acids)
Biological process (GO): acrosome reaction; spermatogenesis
Cellular component (GO): 9+0 non-motile cilium; cytosol
Molecular function (GO): intraciliary transport particle A binding
Source: RefSeq, a predicted model, not a curated record
GGCCCGGAGGCGGCGCGGCCCGGAGCUGGCGGUUUACAAUGAAAACGUAAAGAUUUGUGGAAGCUGUUUCGGAGCAGCCGGUGCCAGCUGCGUUCGCGGCCGCGCAGAAGCAGCCUACUAAAGCAGAUAGACCCGUUCAGCUGUCAAGGUUUGGACCAUGGGAGAACAGCUGUUAAACAACAGCAUCCUUGAUCAAUUUAUUAAUAGCCAUGAGCAGUCAUACGAGGAGUUUCUGAAUACAUUCACUUAUCAUUUGAAAGAGGAAGAGGGGAAGACAAUUCCAGGAAGUAAAGUGGACUCCUUAAGCAAAACAUUUUCUGCUUCUGAAUUAUCAUGCAGAACUAAACACGAUGGUUCACCUGGAAGAAGUAAAGAAGCGUGGGUGUCUCUACCACUGCAGAUGCCAAAUGAGAACAAGCCAGUGAGGAAUGAGAACUGGAAAGCUGGUGGCUCUGAUGGAAAUUAUCUCAGUCUGUCUGAAAGAGUGAAGGUGGACAAGUGCUUAGAUUUGGAAGACCCAGACACAGAUGAAGAGACAUACAGUGGGUCAUUAGUUCUCCCAGGAGAGGUGGAACAGAUAGUGACUCCUUGUACACCCUUUUUGGAUAAGCCUGUUCAACUGAAGUCCAGAACCUUGUCAGUUCCACAGCCAUUGGACAGCAAAUCCCAAGAGCUACUGGGGGAUGAUGUCCAACCGUUCUCACUUGAUGAAGAAUUUGAUUAUGACAAUGUGUCACUGACCCCUAAGUUCUCUGAAGCUGAGCUGAAGGCCAUUAUAGAAUUGUCUGAAGAGAAGAAAACGGGGACAGAUGUCAAGUCAGCAUGAGGUGAAGACUGAGUCCAAGGCAUUCAGUGCACUGCUGUUGAAAUGGCAUUUUUAGGGGGUAAAUCCUGCACUUGUUCUACUCUUAUUUGGUGUUUUUGUCUGUAAAUGGUGUACUUGAGACUUUUUGUUUAUUCUGCCAAGGUGCCUUGGAGCUUGAGGAGAUGCCUGGACCUCCUCCUCCUCAUCUGACUGAAAACACAGAAUAGGAAGAUGGUGCUUGCCCAGCGUUGCCUGGAUAAGUAGCCCUUCAGGCAGUGAGGAAGUGUUUCCAUCCUUUUCAUAUGUCUGUACACCGAUGUGUUUAGGUGUUCAGGAGGGCCAAGGAUGCCUGUAUUUGGCCCUAAACCCAAUGGGACUUUUUGGUCUAUUGAUGACUUUUAAUAUGUUUAGACCCCAGCUGCUUUGUGCUUUUCCAGGUGGUACAAAGCAGUUGGAAGGAUGUCUCAAGUGACAACCACUUUUGUAGAGAAAUCCUUAAACAGGGUGAGCCCUGUAUUGGCUCAGGCCUUUUACCUCCUUCUUUCAGUAAUGCAAAAAGGAGCUUCUUGCAGCUGACAGAUCAGCCUGUAAACUCUUUUCCUAUCAUUAUAAGACUUAAAUAUACAGAGUUAUCUGAGGGAAUAAGUUGGGGAAUAUUGUUUUGGUUUUUUUUCUCUAUGUUUUGAAUUACUUCAAUUCUGCAGAGAAGUAAAUAUUCCUGUACCCAGUAAACUUUUUGAGUUGAUCAAAAUUGAUGCUGUGAGGCUCCUAACAAUUAGAACAUGAACUGCUGCAAAAAGCCUUCCACACAGAGGAAAAAACAGGGAUCUCAUCCAUUAAAGGAAGUGGCAUUGAAAGACUGUCAGAUUUUAUGGUUUUUACAGGUGAUUGUAAGUACCAGCGUCUGGCUUAACGCUCAGUGCCACUGAAGUGUGGCAAACCAGAGUUGGGUGAAGAGGAGUGUGUGCACCUCUGACACAAGGCAGCAUGUGCCCUUGCUAGGAGGUGUUUACAAUUCCCUUCUUUUUUUUCCAGCUCACUGUAGAAGCAUUGGUAAUGAGGCUUGGUUUAACUUCACAGCACUGAAUUGUACUAUUGGUCAUUUUCUGGUAUGACUGCAUGAGCUAAAGUUUAUUGACCCAACAUUUCGUCCUUGGCCUGUCUCCAUUAUUUCUGAAGUGGGUGAUUAACGUGAUGGAUAUGGGAAGAGUGCCUGAGCAAACAGACCAGAGACCCAACCACAGGUUGUUUAAAAAGCCUCUGGAUAGAAUCCCUGUGGGCAGUUGGAUGCUUCAUUUGCAGCAAUUUCUAAAAGCAAAGAAAGGAUCUUUGAUGCUCCAAAGGAAAUUUUCUGGAUCAGUGAUUUUGUAGACCAGAAUUACACACCACUGAAAUCUGAAUUGUUUUCAGGAAUGGUGUUUACCUUGAUUAGGAUUUUAAGAGUGAGAUUAACCAAAGCCAGAAAAGGAGAUGUUCUCAGACAACAUGUUUAAGGAGAAUUAAAACAAACUGCAAGUAUGUUGUGUACAAAAACUGGUCUCUACAGGACCUUGCUGGUAGAAGGUAAUGAGAAAUUAUUUUUAAGAUCUACACUCAAAAGGAUGCCUGUGCUGUAGUUAAACCAGUUUUUGAUGCUUUGGGCUGUAUAGCAGAUUCUCCUGUUGUUUAGAAAACAUCUAUUUUAUUUUCUUAAAAUGUAAAUUCAUUGAAAUUUAAUGAAGUGUUUUAUUGAACUCAAGAUAUUUGGAAUUAAAUGCUUCAGAUCCAGCUGGAAACAUUAAUCUAAAAAUUCCUGAGCAGAUCUAAUUAUUAAUUCAUCAUCUUCAGGAAGACACAGAUAAUGUGUAUAAAUGGGAAGAAUAAGAAGUAAGUUCUGAAAGAGCUUCAUGAGCAAAUCUGGGAGAAAGAAAUUGAGAACUGCUGUACAAAGAUGUCAAGAUCAGCCUUUAAAAGCCUGAACAGAAAAAAAAGGGAGACAGCCUCAUUAACAUAUAUAUGUACAGCAAAAAGAAAGUGAGGAGUCUUCAGUUAAAGAGACCUUUGCUCUCCUGCAGACAAAGAAUCAACCAUAAUUAAAGGUGAACUUUUGUGGGUUUAUGGAAUGGUGAAUUUGGCACUUUUUUGGUGUGUUUUUUUUUAGAAAGGUAUGAGACACACAAACUAUAGAUAGUCCUCUUGGAAUCCUAUUGCCAGUGGUGUCACCGACAAGGCUUGUCAAGGGGUUCAUAAUGAUCUUAAGGCCAGAUUAGCUUUGGAAUCUCUUAAGUGCCUCUUCAUUUCAUAAUGAGUUUUUCCCUGUACCCUGGGGAUCCUUUGAGCCGUUCAGUCCCUUCUCUCACAGGAGGGUGAUUCUCUCACCAAAUGUUCAGGGUACCCAUUGUCCUCCAGAAGUGUUGUUUUGUGGAGCCAACAGAUGGUUUCCUUUGGUAGAGAGGAGGCAUUUUGCUGUGGAAUGCCUCCAAAAAUUGGCACUCUGCAGUGCCAUCCUCCUUUCACAGAGAGACGGGGAUAAUUCACUGACAUUUACACCACUCAUGAGUUACAUUUUUGCUCUUUGUUAGCAGAGAUGAGUAUCACAAUGGAGAUUAGGCCAUGUAGGCUGCAUUUUCUGCACAUGACGUGUUAUUGGCCUGUCCCUGUGGUUGGUUUUGGCAUAUAUGUUUCCUGUGAAUAUCUUUCACAGAGGAGGCAUAUUUUCCUCUUCUCGAUUACCGGGUUGUCAUUUUUAAGAACAUACUUUAUGUGCAUGUUAAAUUUUAUACAUGUACAUGGAGUUAGUUACCUGGAAUUGUUUCAGUGUUUGCAAGGUGGUUUGAAGCCUGAGUAAUACAUCUCUUUUCCUCUUGUAGCUUGCAUUCUCUUUAAUGUUUUCAUCAGGGAUUGGUGAAGGCCAUUCUCCUUUUCUGUUUAUGGUCUUUUCUAAACAUUUUUCCUGUUUUCCAAAAGAAUUAAAGACAAAGCUCAUGCAUGGAACAGGAAACUUCAAGUGCUGCUUGGAAUUGACUUGGGAUUGCUGCAGGAGGGAGUAUGCUUUUCUCUCUGCCAUGCUGACAAGGAUCUUGGACUGCAGACUCCCUGAUGUUGGGUGAAGCCAUUGGAAGUGAAGGCUGUUUAAUGCAGCUCUCUAAUCUCUCUUUAUUCAUGACUUUCUUGAUGUCCAAGUGCAAUGGAAACAUGCAUCCAUGCCAGUCCCUGAGCUUGCCAGUAUUAAAGUUGUUGCUUACGUGGGUGUUACCAGAAGGAAACUGACUUUCUUUCCACAGUCUUGAUGGAUCCUGAGUUAGGGGAAGAACUUCUUGAGUUUUAUGGGAAGGAUAGUUCUUCUGGAGCAGGGGUCUCAAGGGUUGUUUCCUUGGCUCGCUAUGCUGCAGGGUCAGUUAUUAUUAAUGCUCAGAGUUACUCCUUGUGGGUGUAAAAGGAAGAGUAAUUAUUUGCUGAGGUAAUGGUUGUGAAAGAACAGGAUAAAAAUUGAGGAAAUGAAAAGGGAUGCUGACAACUCUGACUCAGACAUUGUUACAGUUCUAAAUACAUUUCUAUUAAUGCACAAAGGUAUCAUUAUGUACACUUGUAUACACACUGUGCUACUCAAAGAAAGUAAUUUUAGUAUAGAGAGUACUCACCAGAUAAUUCAGAAGCUUUUGAAGAAGAUGGCAUGGAAACAAAUCCAUGCUCUUACGGAAGAGACCCUUUGAUCCUCUGGCCUUGAUUUUCUGCUGCUAUGAACUGGCAGAACUCCACUGAGGCCAUUUGUAUUCAUACAGAGCAGACAUGACCCUGGUAUUUAUUGCCUUAGCUGAAAGAAUAUGGAGCCAAAUCAAUUCUUGCUUUAACUUCACUGAAUAUAUAGCUAUGUAUAUGACCCAUUACUGUUAAGAGAAAUAUUUAAAUACAGAACCAAUGCAAAUGAAAUGUAUAAACUAAAUCUUGAACUGUUCAGUUGCUAAUUUUACAUAGGUCAUUUUGGUGUUUCUGUGAGUGGUGUUUGCUUAGAACGUUGCUUUUUGCUUUAACAAAAACAUCACAUACAUUUUCAGGUCCUAUUCAAGUCAAGAAACUUGAUUACAUACAUAACUGCUAAAGUUUCCCAUCUCCUUUAAUGUUUAUUUUUUUCCCUCUGCAUCUUGUCAGGGAUUGGAGGUGGACUUUACUUUAUCUGCACAUAGUUUUGAAAAGAUCUGAUACCCAUAUGAAAACACAGACCUUCUUAAAAGGUGGAUUCUAUCAGUUAGUGAUGCAAUGCUAAAUGCAGAAACAAAACCAGGGCAAAAUUUGUAGUUAUUCAGCAACUUCAUGUAUGUCGUGGUCUGGCUAAGAAGCCACUUGGUAUUCAUGUGUCUGCUCAAGUAUCAGACUGCUUUGUAUCCUGUUGUCCUCUGCCUUCAGUUUGACUUGGGGCUCUAAGCAGUUGCUUGGUCCUACCUGGUUAUAAAUUCUUACAGCCCUGCAAAGACAAUUCAGUGACACUGGCCAGAGGAGCUGACCCAGCAGUCUGUCACUGGGGCUUCAGGCACACUCCAGCCUGCUGAAUCAUUUAGCUGACUGUGGCUGUUCACCUGUGUGUGGCAGAGGUUUGUGUUUAAGCCGUUGCAAAUGUGACAGGCCCGAGGAACUGAUGACUGUGGGGUUGUGGCCCAGACCCGUUGGACUUUAUUCCCUUCCUAGGGUCAUGCUGAGCUGCAGUACCCCUUGGUGAGGUGAGGCCAUGCUGAGGGCUUUGGGAGGAGGGCUGCAUUCCCACCCUGGGAGCUUUCUUGUGGUGAGGUGGCAGUUAGUGCAGGUGGCAUGAGAUUCUUUCCCUGAGGGGCCACAGCCUUUGCAGGUCUUGGGCACACGGAGCUCUCUCAGGUGCAAAAUGUCUGGCCAUCCCUUGGGAAAACAAGACAGACAGUUUUCUCUGAGGUGGUGUUACGCAGUAGAACAUCUCCAAAGGUGAAGAUUUUGGUUAAAUUUGUGACUGCUGGCUGUUGAAGAUGGCACCUUGUGUUUUCCUGACAAGGUACUGUGAGCUGACAUUGCAGUGCACGAGGGGUGAAAUGUCACAGAGUGGGACUGGAGAUAGUUUUAGCACUUGUUUAUGACAAGUUUGCCAGAAGAAAAGCAAGCGUUUAAAGGUACUGUCAUUUUCAUAGACAGGCUGCUUCAUUUGCAGUUGCAGUGCCCCACAGUUAAAAAUGGAAAUCAAUUUUAAUGCCUUAUGAAAAUGCAGAAAUAUUUGACUCAUUUACAGCACGUCCAAAAGGGACGGAUAAUAAAGUUCCCCUGAUUAACAGCCCGGGAUUUUAUAUGCUCUGUGGUGUCUUAUUCAGUACAUCUAUCGGCAUAAAUGGUUCGAAAUAAAAACCAAAGAUAAGAGUUGAACAAAAUCCCUAAAUCUAACCAUGCUGAAUUGCAGGUAGUAGGAACUCUCUCUAUAUACUCAAAGCCCUCUUUGAUCUGAAUUUUCCAUAAGUUUUGGGAAGUAGAUUCUCUACUUUAAAAAUCCCUAACCAAACAUUUCUCAAGAAACCAUUUAGUACCCAGCUGGAUGGCAAACCCCAAAGCAUUCAGGGACCCAUGGAACAUAACUAUUGAAAUAACUGCACUCUACUUAAUGGACACAAGAACUCUAAAGAUAGUGGAAUUACAUGGAAAAUUACAUUUUUCUUGAGAGUGAACCAUACUAAAAUAUUCUAUCGACUGAAUACAAUCCUUGAGAACCUUUGAAUGCCCAACUGAAAAAUUAGCGUAAUCUUUUUGUAAUUCACGUGGAUUUACAACACAGUUAUCUCUCGAACCAUUAAAAUGAGAUUAAAAAUUGUGUGGGAUUCUUCAGCAUAUUUUGUGGCAGUGCCAACACCAUAAAUGAAGGCUUUGGCCUCAUUCUAUCGCGUGUUACAGCAGGGUUUGUUCUUUUGUGGCUCUUGUGGUUGAGGACUCUGGUGGCACUGUUUCUGGAGUGCAGGUGUGUUCUUCUGUCAAAUAAGCCUUAAGUUUCAUACAUUUUCUUGAAUCUGUCUGCUUUUCUGGCCAUAUGUAUUAAAUCUUGCAAUGUGCAUUACGAUAUGCAUAAUUCCUAGAGGCAGUUGUCGUUUAUUAUGUUGCUUAUGGUCCUCAGAAUAACUUAAGCGGAGGACGGAUUCUACUGAUUACUUGUUUUUGUUGAUUCUGCCUGUUACAUUAGCUGCAGAUUGCACAUUUGUUCUUUGAGAGAGGAUUGUUGCAAUGCAUUUUUUCUCAUCCUCUUUUCCUUAUUUUUAUUUUUGCCUUU